AUUUAGAAAGAGAUGAAACAAACCAUGACGAAGAUGUGUCGUGUCACAUUUAUAUUUCUUAUUUUCUCAAAGACGCGAGAAGCAUUUCCUGUUGCGUAAAGGGGGAAGAUUUCCUUGUUCUAUCGUAUACAACGAAAGACUUCAGCGUUCAAGAUUGAAAAGCGUUCGGAUGCAUAUUGCACGUGUUACGCGAUCAUAGAGACUGAAUAGAAGAGAUUCUAGUUGUUACGAGGAUACAUAGUAUACAAAGAGUCCGAUUGAUGAAGUAUAUUAUUUAAAAAAAUACUUUAUCAUGAAUAAGUUCUAAGAAGAUUCGUAAGAUUCUCACGGAGGAGACUACAUCAUCGAGCACACAUAUAAGAGGUAUACAUGUUAGAAAGAUACUUCGGAGAUGGUUGGAAUAGAUAACGCAUCAGUGAAAGUAAAAUUACCAAGGAUCUAUGGAAAUUUCGUGUGUACCUCUGAUAACUACAAUCUCUGAAUAUCACCCAAAAAUGGAAAAGGAAACGUUUAUUAACGUUGACGAUGAUUCGGCUAAUGAAGAAUGAAAGUACAAGUUAAAAAGUGAAAUGUGUUCACGCGUGAUGCAACACCUGGGGAACCAAGUCGUGGGAGCAAUUAAAAUAAUAAUACGUGGCUUGUAAGGUAGACAUUAAACAAAUCGCGUGAAUCCACAGGGAACCCCCUUUUUUUGUCUACCUCUCUUACGAUCAUUCUGUACCUAAAAGAGGAAAAAGAUUGAUACGAGUGACGAUAUAUGGAAACAAAAAAUUACAAUUAUGUUACUCUUUAAGAUCUUUACGUUACAGCGUAUAAGAUCUUAUACGAAGAUCAAUCUUAUAUAUAGAAACGAGAAGGAUUCGCUUCACUGGCUGGUUCAUCCUUGUGCCACAUUCUAAGGAUUCCGCGCACGAUAAAUGAUAUAGUACCGUAAUGACUGGCAAAAUCCGCACAAAUUACACUGGCUUUCGUUUGUCCUGACACAUUUUUCUUCCACCGACAUAUCGAAUUGUUCUUCCUGUGAGAAAAUCGACCGAACAAUUUAAGCAACUCGCGCACCAAUUCCCACGUCUAGAAAAGGAACUCAAUUCAGUUGAUCGAUGCCUACUAGAACGAACUAGUUUCGACAAAAAAUAUUGCACAACGAAAAUGAAAUGUAUUAUUUUGUAUUAUUUAUACACCGACACCGUAAGAAGUAUCAGAACGUGAUAUUUUCUACUGGAAUUAAAGACGGCCUAUUACGCAAAGUGCAUUAGCGCAAGACUCCCUAUCUGCUCCUGAAAGAGUACGAUAAAUUUCCAUUUCGACCCCUUCAAAGUUGGCACGUGCAUAGCGCACGUGUACUCUCCUGGCCGCUUAAAAUCCGCAUCUUCGAUAGACCGCACCAUUGACGAUUAAUAAGAGCGAAUCUGCACCGAUUUCGUUGUACAAUAUAUGUAUACAGGGUGUCUUGUAUUAGACUUGAUCCUUUAAAAGCUAAUAUCACAAGAAACUGUAAGAGAUAGAUAUACAAAUUGUGAUGUAAAAACUUGUGUCGAGUCGUUUUCUUUUUAUAAAAAUAAUUGCUAACAUUGUUAAAGUUCGUAGAUAUAUUUGAGAUGAUCAAAAGACAAACGGAACACCCUAUGUAUAUGGACCUAUUCAGGAUGCUGAUCUUUAGACGAAUGGUGAUUUCUAAUCUCUCGAUUGUGCAAGAAAUUCCUUAUUUUAUGGUACUACUAUAUUUACAUUAUUUUUCUUCUUCAAAUUCUCUCGUAUUACUCGAGCAAAACAGUGGCGAAUAAUAAUCGUGUAAAUUCGUAGCUGCUGACGUUAAUUAUGAAAAUUAUCCUUUGCUAGCCGUAGGAGGAAACCGUAAGAGCAGAACGUAAACGAAUGAAUCGUAUCAUUAGCUUUCCGAACGAUUCCAUCGUUUGCACCUUACUUAGCUGAAGUUAAUUGUCUGCUGCAUUGAAUUAUACUUUCUUCGCAAUUAGUUGGAAGAAGGUACAAUGAAUAAGCACGUAAUCCGUUCAUGGCAUUGUUAUCUUGAAGGCACACGGCUAAUUAAACACGCACGUCCCUCUUGACCCCACCUCUGAAGACUCACCUAUACAUCCGGUCCUUUGGUAACAAAAAAAAACUCUCACGGGAAUUGCACGUGCAGGUCGUAACCCUUUCAACUUUUCUCCUUGAAGGAACAGUAUCGAAGAUAAAUUUUCAAAACGUGUGAUACAUAUAUAGAUACAUAGAUCAAUGCAUAUAAUUAGUGAAUAAAUAUGAAAAUAAUGUUUAUAAUAAUAUUCUCUCGAUAGAUAUGUAAUGUUUUCGAGAAAACCCAUCUCAUUAUACUGACAGAUUCGUUAUAUAUUAUAUAAUUUAAUACGAAGAUCUAACAAACAUAAAUUCACUAUACAUCGAGGAGUUUUAUGUUUUGUCUAAAACUUCAAGAAGGAGACAUCGUGAGAGGGAAAGUUGUAUGUAUCCAUCUAUCUAUCUAAUAUCGUAUACAGCAUCUUUGUGUUGACUUACGAUUAAUAAAUCAAGAAAUGUAAUCGCAGCAUACAUAGAAAAUAUUAGUAUAGAAUGUCGAUCUAUAUGACAGAUAAAAAGAUCAAUGUCUCGUUGUUUGGAAUCAAUGAAGGAGAAAACGAGUAUCGAGUAGGAGGAUUCAUAUUCAAUGAAGCAUAUAAACGUUCUUCUACGUUUACUUCCUCAUUAAAAUAAUAAUAAUCGUUUAUAAAAUAAUUUUUUUCCUUAUCUCUAUAAAUUUAAUAUUUUUAAUCUAAUACGUUUUGUUUCCACGCUAGAAUUGCUUCAAGUAUAUACUCGCUAAGUUUAUGGACCAAGACGAAAGGACGAUCACCUUCUAGAAUAGAGAAAUCGAAUACACCGAGUUAACACUCCAUUACGAUUUUUAAUUAAGCACCCCUUGUUUCACGGUCGAGCACACGCUCACUCUCAAUCGUCAGAGCAUAGACCGUGGAAAGCUUUCGACUCCGCCGACUAUCUUAAAUAUCCGAGUAUUUUUUCUUUCUUUCUUUCUUUCUUUCUUUCUUUCUUCUUCUUCUUCUUCUUUUUUUUCUUUUUUAACGAUCUCUCUACAUUUGACAGGACAUUACGAAAUCUCUUCUGACGGUAUAAUAAUUCCAGUUUUAUUUUUUUCCUUUUCUAUUUCUCCUUUUAUUAACAAGAAGAGACCUUGCGAUUCGUGAUGAACGAGAUCACAACGAUAGUCUCGGUGAGCGCAGCCGAUGGCUCUACUUCAAGGCAAACUCUAUUUUCAGAAAGAUGGAUCUAGAAUGAGACGAUCGUUGAUGAUGAUGAUGAUGAUGAUGAUGACGAUGAUGAUGAUGAGGAAUAGAUCUUUAUUUGUACGUUGAUCUAAUAAUUGCAAAGGAUCAAGGACUAUAGUCGCGUAUACCUUCAUAGCCUUUGGUACUUUCAUUUUCUUUAGAAGAUGAAAUCAAAAUAGAUGGGUACGUGAUAAGUACAAAAACAAAAUGGAAGUAAAAAAUAAUGAAAUGCAAAUAACGAAUGUCACGAACAAAGGAAAAAAAAAGGUUGAACGAUCUCCGAUUAUAUUCUGAUUCAGGACGAACGAGACUCACGUUGGAUCGUGCUCCUGCUCGAAGACGGCAUGGUGUAUCUCGUCUCGUCUUUGCUGUACGCUCGGCUCUUGCUUUCACUUUCUCACAUGGUGGAAACGAGAAGAAACCCUCUUCAUCCGCUCUCCCUCCUCCUCCUCCAUCACCACCACCAUGUAACAACGAUCUCCUUUUAGAAUCGCUCUUCUCUCUUUCAUGAAUUUAUCGGUUCGUUUUGCCAACAGUGCUUCUUCGCUAGCUGGUACAGACUUGUGAACAUUCUUUAAUUUAAAUAACAUAUAUUAUUUAAAAGAAAAUGUUAUAUUCAUCGUCGAGUAAGCUGGUUUCCCAUGAAACAUUAUAUGUGAGAAGAUCGCUUCAAAUGAAAAUAAUAGAAAAUUUAUUCUCUCUAGGUUUAUUGAAUAAUGUAUUAUUCAAUCUCAUUAGAGUUUGAUUCUAUAUAAGUAAUAUAAUAUAAAACAUACGACAGAGUUAAAAUCUAUGGGCCGAUUAAAGGAAAACCGGAAAUGACAUAAAUCGUCUGAUCGAGGAUAUAUAUAAUAAGAAGAUUUAAAGAAUUUCUUCAUGCUUUCUCCAGCAACGUGACUGUAACGACUAAGAUCAUUAAAGCGCCAUAUAUGUGAUGUACCAGUCACGUAGGUCAGGAUCGUAAGAUCCCAAUUUAUUGUUCUUGUGUAAAAGAUUUCUUUACUUGUAUACACUCGAAUACAUUAUGCAAAGUAUGCGUUGUACCACGCCUCUAUAUUUAUCUCCGUAAAAUUGUCCUUUUCUCUUCGAGAAAAGAAAUCUUACUGCAGUAGUCCGAAUGGGACAGAGAAGGCCAAGAAAAAUCUUGCACUUUCACCGUAUCAAUGGAUGAUGCGCCAAGGAAAAAGACAGAGAAAGAUAUAGGAAAUACGAAUGACCACAUUCCACUUGUAUAUUAAACGAUGGUCCAAGACUGAGAGAUAUGUAUAGAUAUAUCUGGAAUCGAAAUUAAUUGACGGAAGUACGAUGUAUUUCGCAUACGUUUAGCACCUUUUUAGCAUCCGCUUGAGCAAGAAACUUUGUUGGGGACAUCAGAGCCAAGCAUCCGUUGCUUGGUUGAUGCUGAAAGCAAGAAGAAAAAAAGAAGAGAAAGAAAAAAGAAAGAAAAUGAAUACACGAAGAAGAAAGAAAUAAUAGCCAAUUUCUCUCUCAAUCAAUAUCUUAUUGAUGAAUAGAACAAUAUCUUGGACAAGAAGAAGAGCGUGGGUUCAACAAAGAGAGACGAGGAGAUCGACGUUGAUUUUAUACUUGACUAUCCCUAUUGGUAAAGAUUUCAUCGCGGAAAGACACUUUGGAAACCUUUGACCUUACUAGCUUUCUCCAAACUAUUCGAUUAGAGUUUCUUUGGUAUUUGUCACGGCCAAAUAAUUUUAACAUAACAUUUCACAACUCGAUUAAAUUUGCAAAUGUUUACAGAUAUAAAUAUGUCUUUAACAAAGAUAAUUUCUUCCCAGAAUGAAACAUUUUCAGUGAGGGAAAUCACGAAAAAUACUAGUCUGGCAACUAACGACUGCUAUUCGUGAUCAUCGAAGAGACCUUCCUUUCUCCAUAAAGGCGAUUCUCGUUUGCAAAUACCGCGACACGAAGACCUGGAGGAAUCUUCAUCGAAGUCCUUACACCCACACAUUUCUUCUAUGUUGUCUAUGUACGUGUACGUGUAAGUCAGAAGGCUUGUGGAUGCCUGUAAAUAGACGUGUACGCCUGUAACUGCAAAUAUCGUGCCAUCUACGAUAGGGGGACCCGCUUCAGAGACAACUUUCGCCCUCCAAGGCUGAGAAGAUUCCUCGAGUCGAGCUCAUCCCAAGCAUAAUAGACGUCUCGCGUGCGACGGUCAUUGAAAAAUAUAAUACUCUUACUCGUUAAUUAACCGUUAUGAGUAGCGUGUAACUAUGAUACAAUAUCUCUCUAAUGGUUAAUGGAUAACGGAAUGACAAAUAAAAAUAGAUUAAAUAGGUGACAAAUGUAUCAUCGAGUCUUGUAGAUGCAGAAGAGAACGCAUGUCGAGCAAGGAUGCGUAGCAGAUCGGAUUGCAAAAUUUCAAUUCUCAUGGCAUGACCUCGAUCUUCGCAAGACACUGAACGUAACCACAAAUCAAACUACACGAGUCUUAUUCCCCGAGGUCUUUCAGUUUUCGAGGCCUAAUACGAUGUUAAUUGCCAAGGACGUGUCUCUAUUACGAUGAGGAAUAGACUACUGAAUUACAAUGUGUCCGUAUCUCGUAUCCGAUGAGUCCAAAUGCAUCUUCCAAAUUAGAUCUUUCAAAGUGCAAGUUGUACCACUCGACUCUCUCGCUAUCCGAUGAAAGCCUCGACAUUCCUCGAUGAAAUCGAUAGCAUCCGCUUAAGGCCUGACAGAAAGAAAGAGAGAGAAAGAGAAAAAUAUAUUUUGCUACAGGGAAUACCAAUGCGCAUUUAAAAUGAGCGCGUUGAUCGCGCAGAUGAGCUCCCUGCUCUUACUAUUCCUAGUGGACGAGCUUCGUGAUGUGACGUAAUGCUACGUUACGUCUUCUUCUUCUUCCCCCCUAUAUACGUACAUACGCGUACAUUCUCUCUUGGACCUGAGGCCCCCUCCUAUUACCAUCCUCGGGCCCUGAUAUCCCAUCCUCUCAGAAAGUUGCGCACAUCUCCGUCACAGAACUCCCUUGGCAAGACCUCAGUCGUCUUUAAGAGUUCGUUCACGAAGGUGAUCCUCGACUGCGAAAAUCUUCACUUUAUACGAGUUCUACGAAGACGAUCAUGAAGUCUGUAGGACCAUGUCUUCUUAUACUUCCGGUGAUUAUAUUAUGGGGCACAACGUUGGCUCUUCAACGACCUCCACCGAGAUAUUCUCAGCAAUACAUGCCGGAAACUGCCUUUACAUGUCGUAACAAAAUAGUUGGUAGUUAUUAUGCUGAUCCUGAAACAGAUUGCCAAGUUUUUCACGUUUGCGUUUCUGUGGCUGGCAGUAUUCAAGAUUAUAAGUUCCUGUGUCCCAAUGAUACUGCUUUCGAUCAAGAGAGUCAAACGUGUGCAGAUUGGUACGACGUAGAUUGUGAAGCUGCGACUCUUUAUUACGCCAGCGAUAAUUUUGAUUUGUAUAGACUUGGUUCAGGAUUGGAGUCUCCGCAUUACGAUACGAUACGCAGCGAUGAUGAACCCCAAGAUAAUCUUCAAAGAAGUGAAAGCAAUGAUCCGGUACGAUCAUCGGCAAACACACUCAAUCGAGUUUCUUCUGCUAAUUAUAACAACAACAACAACAACAAUAACAACAAUAAUCGAGAAGUUUUAAAUAGUAACAGCAAAGUUAAUUUUUAUAAUCAUAGAACAAAUAAAGAUGAUAAUUAUGAUAACGAAAGAUCUUACAAAGACGAAACAGUGACUACAGAGAAAAAGAAAACGGGCGUCAGGAAAGUGAGUAGGAAACAACCCUACAACGGAAAUACCAACGAUUAUCCUGUAUCAAGCACGGCAAUACCAUCGACUUAUAAUAGUCAGAAUAAUUACAAUGGAAAUUUUUUCAAUAAUAACAACAACAACAACAACAACAACAACAAUAACAAUUACAAUCAACGACCGACUACAUCCGGUUCAUCUUCCACGAUUCGACCCCAAGAGAACUAUAACAGGAAUCAGAAUAUUCAAAAAUAUACCGUGACUGCGUCCUCGACUUAUCGACCCAACACGAAUUAUCAAGAUUCUUACAGCAGUUACCAACCACCAAGUUCUACCGCCAGGCCAACCGUUUACAAUACUUACAACACGAACAACAAUUACAAUCAGGAUAAUUCAGGAUCUUAUACACCUAGCACUACAUUAAGGACAACAAAUUACAAUGGUAAUGGCAACAGAAACGGAUAUCAACCUUACAAUGUUGGACAGUUCACACAGUCCAGCACUGUAUUACCUAGCACGAAUUAUCAAGCGAGUGAUUAUACAAAUUAUCAGAAAAAUUAUAACGUUCAACGCACUAACGGUAAUAAUGGAGGAUACCGUCAAUCAACAACUAUUGCCGCUACAAUUUAUGACAAUAAUUAUGGUAGUGCCAGCGAACAGUAUAGAAAUGGACAUAGUUCCACUACAUCAGAAAUAAGUCAGACCACCUCGAAACACUUCACAAAUUAUGCAGGAAGCAGUUACGCUCCAACUACCUAUAGUCCACCAACGAAGAAGUACGUCCACACGGACAACAGUCCGGCUCAAUCGGUGUCUCGAAGUAACGAUCGCUACAACAGUCAACAAUCAUCGGAUAACAAUCAAUAUUACGAUAAAAACGAGCAGACGAUCAAAUCUUCUACUCAACAUUAUGACAAUACAAAAACCUCAAAAAAGGGAACGCAGUACAACAAUUAUGAGAGCUCGAAUAGUGGAAAAUAUUAUAUUGAGACUAGUACAGAUAAUUAUGAUUUCGGAAGAGCUUCAGUAGGUAUAGGUUUCAGUCCUGCCAGUAUAAAUCAUUUGGCUGAGACACCCAGGUCUACGACACCAGUUCCUAGAAGACAAGCUAGUGCAACCACGUAUAAUCCGAACAGCUUCAGCAGUAAUACUCAAAAGCCAUCGUCAAUAAAUACAACUCCUCGAAGUAGCACAUAUGUCAGCGGAUCGGCUAGACCUUUCACAUCGACUACCAGAUUCGUUAGCAGUACAACUGCUCGACCAAAAUCAGGAAAAAAAAAUGAUUAUGAUUACGCGUAUUAUGAUAAUGCUGGAGGUCCCGAAUAUGAUGGUCUUGAACUUGAACAAGUCACUGGGAACAAGGAAUCGUCUAAACUAUCGAGAAAUUGAUCAAACUUUCUCGUAGCAGUUCUCUUCAAAAGUAUUUCGGAGUUGGUCGUUAGGAAGCGUUUUUAAUUGAAGAAUUUAAAUAACCAGUUUUUGAUGUGUCUUCCAUAUUAGAAAAGAGAUGAUUGAAAGGAAGACAAUAUUGAAAACUGAUUGGAAGUCGUAAAUCACAUUUAACAAUUUCGAUUCGAUAAUAUGAAUCUUUUAUUUACUAUUAUUAAUUAAUUAUUAUCGCUGAUAUUCCCAUGAUUGAUACGCUAUCGUUUAUCAUCUUUGUCAGUAUUACGAAAUAUUAGUAAGCAGGCGAUAACAUUUGAAAGUUAUUUUUAAUUAAAAAAAAAAUAUAUAAAUUGUUCACUAUUAUUGCACUCGGAUAUUUACAUGAUAAGAAACGUUUCUAUAUUUGUUUUAAAAUGUUUUAGAGAUUAAUAUAUUUUAUAUAUUUUUGUAAAUAUAUGAAUGUUUAUUCAGAGAAAUACGCAUAAAAUACUUGGAAUUCAUAGAAAAUACGAGUUCAUUCAUAACAGCCGAAGUAUGCGUAUAGAUCUUGUAUACUAAAAAUGCUUGUGUAACAAGUUUUUGAUUAAAAACUAUAUUAUUAAUCCUUUUUUAUUAUAAAGUUAUUAUUCUUCUUCUAUCACGCGCUCGAUUCGUUAAUUACGUGUUACUUUAUAAAAAAAAAAUGAUAUGUAUGCAUAGCCAUUUGUUUUUAACAAGUUUCAAACUUUCGCGCGCUAUUGAAGCGCGCCAUCUCUUUAAAAAAUUUCAAAUCUUCGGGCGUUAUGAAAACAUUUAUUUGAGCGCGCAAUUAAAACGUACGUUUUCGACGUGAACGAAACAAAACUGUGUUGUUUGUGUCAAUUGUCUUUGUUAAUUUAUUUCGAUUUCCCUGGAAACCAUAACAAUUUCGAAUUGUUUAUUCAGUCUAAAUGAAAUAUACACCUUGUAUAACCACGAAAAUCCAUGACGUACGAUACACUGAAGUCCAUUAAAUCGCACUUAAUCUUCUGAUAAUAUUCGAAU
Messenger RNA from Vespula vulgaris, 9394 nucleotides. Its product is annotated as probable serine/threonine-protein kinase clkA. NCBI's taxonomy places the organism in Eukaryota, Metazoa, Arthropoda, Insecta, Hymenoptera, Vespidae. The coding region runs from base 6350 to 8374 and encodes 674 amino acids. Gene Ontology annotation, molecular function: chitin binding. Gene Ontology annotation, cellular component: extracellular region. The record is from RefSeq and is a predicted model, not a curated record. The transcript is spliced from 14 exons.